AUGGCAAAAAAUUAUUUAAGCGAGUCAUAUUCUUCAGUUCCAUCUAGUUUAAAGACAGCUCUGGUUACUGGGGCUUCUUCAGGAAUUGGAAAAGCCCUAGCAAGGGAAUUGUUUGUCAAAGGUUACGCCGUAUUUGCUGGUGCACGCAGAGUAGAGGAAAUGUCUGAUUUAUCAAACCUUGGAAUAACCACUGUGAGCUUAGAUGUCACGAAUAAAGAGAGCAUAGAAAAUGUUAUUAAUUUAAUUAAAGAACAAACAGGUCGACUUGAUAUUUUAUUUAACAAUGCCGGCACCUCCUGCACUUUUCCAGUGACAGAUUUAAAGCUUGAAGAUGCAAAAUCUUGCUUUGAUGUUAAUUUUUUUGGCGUUAUUCAAGUAACCCAAGCAGCAAUCCCUUUGUUGAAAGAAACUAAAGGAACUAUUGUUCAAACUGGUUCUGUGGCUGCAAUACUUCCUUUUCCUUUUGGUUCUAUUUACGCUUCAUCGAAGGCUGCUUUGCAACAGUUUUCAAAUGUACUUCGAAUAGAAUUAAAACCAUUUGAUAUUAAAGUUGUCGUUUUAACUGUUGCUGCUGUCAAUACAAAUAUUGCUGAUACAAGACCACUUCCACAAAACUCAUGGUAUUAUGAAAUUGAAGAGGGAAUCCAAUCUCGUCGUUCUAUGGCUAAAGAUAAUGCGCCUAUGGAGCCUGAUGUUUUUGCGCGAAAAGUUGUUCCUCAGAUUAUUUGUUCCAAUCCAAAGCGGACUAUCUGGAGUGGCAGGCAUGCUUGGUUACUUUGGCUUCUUUCUCUUUUUCCUCGUUUCUUUGUAGAACUUAUAUUUUACUAUAAGUUUCAACUUGCUAAACUUCAUUCAUACAAAAAUAAGAAAAACUUAUCAUUGUAA
Molecule: messenger RNA, 885 nt
Organism: Magnusiomyces paraingens
Lineage: Eukaryota; Fungi; Ascomycota; Dipodascomycetes; Dipodascales; Dipodascaceae
Exons: 2
Coding region: 1-885 (294 amino acids)
Biological process (GO): triglyceride catabolic process; phosphatidic acid biosynthetic process
Cellular component (GO): endoplasmic reticulum; lipid droplet
Molecular function (GO): triacylglycerol lipase activity; acylglycerone-phosphate reductase (NADP+) activity
Source: RefSeq, a predicted model, not a curated record